This is a messenger RNA of Punctularia strigosozonata HHB-11173 SS5, 781 nucleotides long. RefSeq lists its product as uncharacterized. The transcript is spliced from 2 exons. The annotation marks the transcript as partial. Lineage: Eukaryota; Fungi; Basidiomycota; Agaricomycetes; Corticiales; Punctulariaceae. The record is from RefSeq and is a predicted model, not a curated record.
AUGUCGCAAGAUACGACCACUUCCAUCGGUGUCCCUGGACCCUCAUCACCUCCACGCGCCCAUCCAGCCGCGAUGGCGGAACCAUCGCUUCGACGAACGCGAGGGAAAAGACGAGCUGGAUCUCCUACCGUUAUAGACGAGGGUCGUACCAAACGGAGUCGCAUGGACAGCGGUCGGCGAGAUAGGAAGGCCCGCGCUGUGCGUGCUUUGGCCGACAUUGAAUGGCUGCGCGACUGCAAGGGGGAUGUCCUUGCAGCCACCACGGAGGUGAAACAGGGCUACGAGCGGCUGAAAGCUACCAUCGUCGACCUGGCGAAGAAGCGUGCUCGUCGGACGGCGUUGGCGGCGAAAAUGCCGACUAUUUCAGAGGAGGCUCGACGCUUUGCGAAUGCUACACCCGAGCAACGCGACGUGAUGUUCCGCGCCAAGUACGGUGCGAAGAAACCCUGGCGAGAACAUACAGCAGAGGAGCUCGAGGCGUUGUACCGAGCCCAUGCCGGCCUACCGAAACGCCCACAAGAUUAUACAUUUGAAGAGCUUGCGGAGUUAUACCGGUCCCAGCUUGACGCAUGCCCCGUUCACUGCACCUGCAGACGGACGGCGCUUCAACAGUCGUGGUUUGAUAACUCGUCAAUCUUGCGUCCUAGGCCGCGCAUGGGCGUGGAUGCGCAGGGAAUAGCAUUUCAGGAUUGGUCCGCUUGCCCUCCUCAAACUAGUCAGCAGCGCGCCAUCCUGCCGGAGAAGGAAAUGCUGCUUGACCGUCAACUAGCCGCGGUCUGGA